AUGUGCGAUGCGCUCGGCGGCAAAUCACUCGUCGGUGCCGCUCUGCACAGCGAGACCAGUCCGCUGCUGCCGUCCACUGGCUCUCCCCGGGUGAACGACAGGUCGCCGCCUACCGACGCCGAGGACGGUAGGUGCGCCUCCCCGGCCUGCCCUCAGCCGGAGUCGCCGGGCGCCGGGCGCUGCUCGGCCUGCCGACACUGGGGCCUGCUGCUGGCGCUGGUGGCCGCCCUGUCCUCCUCACUGGUCAGUGUGGUGGUGCAGCAGCUGUCUGACGUCGACCCGGCCUGUCUCUCCGCCUUCCGGUUCCUCAGCAUAGUGCCGCUGGCCGGCCUGGAGGCGCUGCGGCGCGGUCAGGACAUCUUCCCUCGCGGUCAUCGCACGGUGCUGCUGCUGCGCGCGGUGCUGGGAGCGGCAGCGCUCAUCUGCAAGUUCUACGCCCUGCGUCGGAUGCUGCUGGCCGAUGCUAGUGUGCUGCUGCUCAGUGCGCCUGUGUUUGUGUCCGUGUGGGCGUGUCUGCUGCUGGGGGAGCCCUGUGGAGCGCUGCACGUGAUGUCGCUGCUGGCGACCAUCUCCGGGGCAAUGAUGAUUGUCCGUCCAAAGUGGAUGAGAUCCGGAGCAAGGCCCUAUAUACCAUCUGGAGUAGCUGGGGCCGAUGACACAGUGUCUCUGGCGGGCGCGGCGCUGGCCCUCGCCAGCGCGUUGUUCCUCUCUGCGGCGUACGUGACGCUGCGCCGCCUUCAGAGCGUCCACUGGUCUGCCACUGUUCUCGUGUUCGGUGUGGUGGGCGCCGUGAUGUCUUACACAGUCUGGCUAGCUACCGGAGCUGGCCACUCUCCCUCCAGCGCCGCCGAGUGGCUGAUGGUGCUGGCUCUGGGCGCGCUCACCAUGGUGAUGCAGCUGGCCUUCACGGUGGCCUGUCAGCUGGAGCAGGCUGGCCCGGUGGCUGUGGUGCGCACCUCUGAGAUCGUGUUUGCUGUCGUCUGGCAGGUAGCGUUCUUCCAUUGCGUGCCCGGCCCGUACACGGUCGCUGGUAUGGUGCUGGUGAUGAUGUCGGUACUGGCGGUGGCGCUGCAUAAAUGUAUCACCCAGCGUCGGGAAGACGGGAGACCGUGA
Molecule: messenger RNA, 1113 nt
Organism: Amphibalanus amphitrite
Lineage: Eukaryota; Metazoa; Arthropoda; Thecostraca; Balanomorpha; Balanidae
Product: solute carrier family 35 member G1-like
Exons: 1
Coding region: 1-1113 (370 amino acids)
Cellular component (GO): membrane
Source: RefSeq, a predicted model, not a curated record